AUGUUUUUAGUCUAAACUUUCUAAAACAUGGAUGCAUUAGUAUUCUUCAUUUUAGCACUAUUUUCACUUUCUUCUACAUUAUUUAUAAUUGAAGCAAGUAAAAUCCAAAGUGGGUUUAGUGUUGAUCUUAUUCACCGUGAUUCACCUAUGUCACCUUUUUAUAACCCUUCAAUGUCCAAAUUAGAUCUCAUAAGAAAUGCAGCAUUUCGUUCAAAAACUAGACUAACUAGAUUUUCUCAUUCCCUUUCUCUAUUAUCAAAUGAAAAUUUCCAAUCAACUGAAUCUAUUAUAAAACCAAAUAAUGGUGAUUAUCUUAUGAGAAUUUAUAUAGGAACACCCCCUGUUGAAAAACUUGCUAUUUUUGAUACAGGUAGUGAUCUUACUUGGGUACAAUGUUCCCCUUGUAUCAAUUGUUUUGCACAAGACACACCAUUAUAUGAUAGAACCAAAUCUUCAUCUCAUACAAAUCUAACAUGUGACACACAAUCUUGCACAUUACUCCCUAAAAAACAACAAUUUUGUGGAAAAUCACAAGAAUGUUUAUACUCAUACCAUUAUGGUGAUAAAUCAUUUUCUGUUGGUGAAUUAGUUGUGGAUUCCAUUAGUUUUGGUUCUAAUAGUGGUGUUGAUGUUAAUAAUGUUGACAUGACAUUUCCCAAGUCUAUUUUUGGAUGUGGAUAUUACAAUAUUUUCACAGCUGAUAAUAGUGGUAAAACAUCAGGACUUGUUGGUUUAGGAGCAGGACCAUUGUCACUAGUUUCGCAACUAGGUCAUUCUAUCGGUCGAAAAUUCUCGUAUUGUUUGGUUCCUUUUGGUUCAAACUCGACUAGUAAAUUGACGUUUGGGAAUCAAUCAACUAUAACGGGUAAUGAAGUUGUGUCUACUCCCCUCAUAAUCAAAUCUCUUGAACCAACUUUUUACUUCGUUAACCUCGAAGGUAUUACUAUUGGACAAAAAACAAUUCAGACAGGUCAAAUCGAUGGCAACAUAAUCAUUGAUUCAGGGACAACGUUGACGUAUCUUGAACAACCCUUUUUCGAUGAUUUUGUAACUUCCGUGAAGGAAGCUAUUGGUCUUGAGGAAGCGGUAGAUAUUCCAUCUCCGUUCCACUACUGUUUUGAAGAUCCAAAUUCGAUGUUUCCUUCUAUUGUGUUGCAUUUUACAGGAGCAAACGUUCCCUUGCAGCCGAAGAAUGUGCUUUUAUUGGAAGAGAAUAACUUGGUAUGCUUAGCAAUAGUACCUUCAAAUAUUGCAGGAAUUUCCAUCCUUGGAAAUUUGGCUCAGAUUGAUUUUCAAGUAGAGUACGAUCUUGAUGGGAAAAAACUUUCUUUUGCCCCUAGUGAUUGUACAAAGAAUUAAUUUAUCGUUAAGCCUUAUAAGGCUAUGCUUUUUUUAUUUGACAAAAUAAUUUAUGGUUAUUUAGUUUGUCUUUGGUUUUCUGUUAACAAAGCUAUUAGUAUCAAUCAACUCUGUUAAGUUCUAUUUUGUUAA
This is a messenger RNA of Medicago truncatula (barrel medic), 1491 nucleotides long. Its product is annotated as aspartic proteinase CDR1. Gene Ontology annotation, biological process: proteolysis. The transcript has a single exon. Gene Ontology annotation, cellular component: extracellular region. Lineage: Eukaryota; Viridiplantae; Streptophyta; Magnoliopsida; Fabales; Fabaceae. Gene Ontology annotation, molecular function: aspartic-type endopeptidase activity. Bases 28 to 1359 code for a protein of 443 amino acids. The record is from RefSeq and is a predicted model, not a curated record.